This is a messenger RNA of Mus musculus (house mouse), 3567 nucleotides long. RefSeq names its product muscular LMNA-interacting protein (gene Mlip). NCBI's taxonomy places the organism in Eukaryota, Metazoa, Chordata, Mammalia, Rodentia, Muridae. The coding region runs from base 153 to 3260 and encodes 1035 amino acids. The record is from RefSeq and is a predicted model, not a curated record. Gene Ontology annotation, cellular component: sarcolemma; PML body; nucleus. The transcript is spliced from 14 exons.
AAACCCUUUGGAGCUGAAAAAUACUCAACUCGGAGAAGCAUCUGUUCUGUGUUCUUUUAGAUUCCUCCUCCCCCGCAACCGUGUGUGUGUGUGUGUGUGUGUGUGUGUGUGUGUGUGUGUGUGCGCGCGUGUGUGCGUGUGCAUAUGGGUGCAUGCGUAUGUGCUUGCGUGUGUGUGUGUGUGUGUGUGUGUGUGUGUGUGUGUGUGUGUGUGUGUGUAGGCGAUUGCGUGCGUGUGCCUGUGUUGUUUUAGUAACAGGCUCUCUUUCCACCUCAGUCAUUGGUUUGCUUUCAGAGCAGGGGCUUCUGAGUGCCUGCAGGAACAAUUACUUCCAAAUGACCUCCUGCAUCUUAGCGGGGAGCCUUGAGACCACACCCAAGGUCUCUCCUGGAGAUCCUGAAGCCAAACCUCUGAUCUUCACAUUUGUCCCCACUCUCAGAAGACUACCAACCCACAUUCAGUUGGCUGACACUUCCAAAUUUCUCGUUAAAAUUCCCGAGGAACCAACUGAUAAGAGUCCAGAAACUGUAAAUAGGUUUGAGUACAGUGAUCAUAUGACCUUCAGCUCUGAGAGCAAACAAGAGAGGGUCCAGAGGAUACUGGAUUAUCCGUCAGAGGUCAGUGGGAGGAAUUCACAACAAAAGGAAUUCAAUACAAAGGAACCUCAAGGAAUGCAGAAAGGUGAUCUCUUCAAAGCAGAAUAUGUUUUUAUUGUGGAUUCUGAUGGGGAAGAUGAAGCUACAUGCAGACAAGGUGAACAAGGCCCCCCAGGGGGACCAGGCAACAUAGCUACUCGGCCCAAGUCUCUGGCUAUUUCUUCUAGUCUGGCUUCUGACGUGGUGCGUCCCAAAGUACGAGGGGCUGAUCUCAAGACCUCAUCACAUCCUGAAAUUCCUCAUGGGAUAGCCCCUCAGCAAAAGCAUGGGCUGCUAAUCUCUCCCACUACCUCUGAGCAGCUCGCUCAUAAACCACCUGCUUUCUCCUUUGUUUCUCCAACUAAUCAGAAAACACCACCUGUCCCAGCUAACGUCAGCGGAGCGACUGUGCUACGGGAGUUUCACACUCGCAGGCUGGAUGUCACUGGGGCCUCUGAGGAAGAAACAACUACGUAUUUUCACAGUACUGCUCAUGAUUCUCCCCUUUCUGCAUGGAAGGGCGCUUCGACGUUAGUAGUCUCUCCUUCCGCUCAACUGUCAGGUUCUAGUUUAUGUGGCUCAAAUGUCACUGAUCACACACGUGGGCUGGCAUCGGAAGCCCAGAAGAAAAUGUCCACUUCGAAUGUCCUUAAUCCCAAGGAAGAUGUGAGAACCUGUCCUGCGCCUGCCUCUGGUGCUUCUCUGACAUCACCCUCAGCUUCCUACAUACCAGUCCGUAUUGUCAUGCACUCACUGUCCCCAAGUCCCAAACCACUUACCUCCUCUUCCCAUGGCUCUUUGUCUACUGUCUGUAGCCAAAUGUCAUCCAGUGGAAGUCUUUCAAAGUCAGGGCUGAAGUCCCCAGUACCCUCUCGGCUUUCUCUCCUCACCGCUAUCCUCAAGUCAAACCCUUCUCACCAAAGGCCUUUAUCCCCUGCAUCCUGCCCGACCUUCUCCCUUAAUUCCCUGGCUUCUUCUACUCUUGCACUUGAUCAAAAAGUAAAGCAAACUCCACCCACAUCUAAGAAAUCUCUCUCAAGUGGCUCCUUGACAACGGGGUCUACAGAGCAAGAACACCAGGCUUCUGCAGCGAGCUACCAACCCUGCCACCUCCCUUUCUUUUCCAAGACUACCCCACUUUCUCAGGCACAACCCCUCUCUCCACUAGCACUGGCCAGUAACAGUUGUGCUUCUAUGGAUAUAGAGAAAAUACCAGGAAGCACACUAAGGAGCAACACAACCUCACCCCAACCACAGACUGAUACAUUCAGUCUUGCUGAUGUCCCUUCUGUCACACCAGUCUUGUCCCCUCUUUCCUCUUCCAAGGGCAGAAAGGAUGGUGACUCCAGGACUCCAGAAAAGAACAGGAAUAUUUGCAUACAGCCUUCUACCUUAGCUUCGACACCACCUGUUGAUGAGAGCUUGGCCCUUUCCUCUUCCGGGAAAGGUUUCCACCCUUCCCCGGCCCUCUCAGACCUGAUAGACAGAUCCAAAAGAGCGUGCUCCCAACAACACCCAGGCCAGCGGCCAAGCCCUUCAGCUCUUCCGACUCCUCCAGUCUCCAGGGCUGCCUCUGCUUCUCAUCCCCAUUUGGGGUGCUCUAUUCUCCCUCUUCAGAGUUCACUCACCCAGACACUUCAGCCUAGUCCUUCAGCACUGCGCCCAAGUUGUGGGAGUGCUACAUGUCCUUCAAGAACUCAGAUGCCUGAAAAUACGGCAUCCAACCACAGCUCACGUGUUUCAACUCCAUCACUUCCUGUCUCUCUAACAAGAACCAAGGAGCUGUUCUCGCCUUGUGCCCUGUCCAUGUCAGCAGGCCCUGAAAAUAAGAAGCCCAAGCAAUACAAGACCAUGUCAAGCUACAAGGCUUUUGCAGCAAUCCCUACAAACACAUUGCUCUUGGAACAGAAGGCACUAGAUGAACCAGCCAGGACUGAAAGCAACUCCAAGGCCAGCGUGUUAGACCUACCAGUGGAGUUUUGUUUCCCUGCACAGCUCAGGCAGCAAACUGAAGAGCUCUGUGCUACCAUUGAUAAGGUCUUGCAGGACUCCUUGUCUAUGCAUUCUUCUGAUUCUCCUUCACGGCCCCCACAGACAAUGUUGGGUUCUGAAACAAUCAAAACUCCUACAACUCAUCCAAGAGCAGCUGGUCGAGAAACCAAAUACGCAAAUCUUUCUUCAUCAUCCUCAACAGCGUCUGAGAGCCAACUGACUAAGCCUGGAGUAAUUCGUCCAGUACCUGUAAAAUCCAAACUACUCCUGAGAAAGGAUGAAGAAGUUUAUGAGCCCAACCCUUUCAGUAAAUACCUUGAAGACAACAGUGGCCUGUUUUCUGAGCAGGAUAUGGCCAUCCCUCACAAGCCUGUCUCUCUCCAUCCUUUAUAUCAGUCUAAACUCUACCCUCCUGCUAAGUCCCUGCUACAUCCACAGACCCUCUCUCAUGCUGACUGUCUUACCCCAGGAUCCUUCAGUCAUUUGUCUUCCUUCUCAGUGAGGGAUGAACAGGAGAAAUCCCCCACUCUUCUUAGUCAGGACACAUACAAUAAGCUGGGCAUCUUUUCUGUGAAGCUGGGUCAUCCCAUGGUGACAAUACCUGAACAUGACACUCUUGACUCUAAAGAGUAAGGAAGCUGGAGUGGAAGUGGACACCGGUCUGCUGAAGAGUUUUGGAAUGAUGCCAUGGCCAACUACUUGCUAAACUUACCUGAUGCUUUGUUAGAAGGAGUGCUCUGCUCAGUCCAGCAGAAGCACCUGAAUGGUUUGCCACAGCCACAUAGCAUUACCACACUCUGGGAAACCCAGAGCAGGAUCAUAGCCCUUCUGUUUCUUGCAUUGCCGUUCAAGCCUAUAAUGCCUUCUAUUAAGUCAACAGCAAUACUAAUGUUCCCCUAUAUUUAGCAGUCAAAUAAAGAAGAAUGAUAGCUGAAUACAA